Messenger RNA from Aspergillus sclerotioniger CBS 115572, 432 nucleotides. RefSeq lists its product as uncharacterized. The transcript is spliced from 2 exons. Bases 1 to 432 code for a protein of 143 amino acids. NCBI's taxonomy places the organism in Eukaryota, Fungi, Ascomycota, Eurotiomycetes, Eurotiales, Aspergillaceae. The record is from RefSeq and is a predicted model, not a curated record.
AUGCUGAAAUGGCUGGAGGUUCACCCCUGGCUGGCAUCCGAGUCCAUUUUUAAGUAUGCCGUUGGCCGGCCCGCUCGCAUCACUUACGAUCGUCAGGAUGGCGCAUGGCAGGAAGUUGGGGACGGUGGAGGGGGUGCUGGUGGUGCUGGUGGUGCUGGCGGUGGCCGUCGUCGCCGCCGUGGUUAUCUUCCUGGCCGUCGUCGCCAUGGUGGUGUGGGGGGAGAGGGAGGGGGAGGGGGAGGGGGAGGGGGAGGAGAUGGUGAUGGUGGUGCUGGUGCUGGUGCUGGUGCUGGUAUUGGUGGGGAUGCUGGGGGCGCUGGGGUUGCCGGGGGUGCCGGGGUGGUCAAGGCCGUGGUGGGGGAGGCGGAGGGCGAGGAAAUGGUGAUCGUGGUGGCAGACAGGGUCCAGGCUCUGGGUCGGAUGAUGAUAUGA